This is a messenger RNA of Dictyostelium discoideum AX4, 2112 nucleotides long. RefSeq lists its product as hypothetical. The transcript has a single exon. The record is from RefSeq and is a predicted model, not a curated record. Bases 1 to 2112 code for a protein of 703 amino acids. NCBI's taxonomy places the organism in Eukaryota, Evosea, Eumycetozoa, Dictyosteliales, Dictyosteliaceae. Gene Ontology annotation, biological process: proteolysis. Gene Ontology annotation, molecular function: serine-type peptidase activity; serine-type endopeptidase activity.
AUGAAUCAAAAUUUUGGGUUUAAACUUUUUUUCCUUUUUUUCUUUUUUUAUUUUUUUUUUGGUAUAAAUUGUUCUCAACAACAACAAAAACAAGAACUUCAAAAUAAAAAUUAUAAUAAUAUUUUAAAUUAUUUAAAUGAAACUUUUAAUAAUAAUAAUAAUAAUAAUGAUAAAAGUAAUAUAAAUAAUAAUUUAAAUAAUAAUAAUAAUAUUAAAUUAUGGGUAUUUUUUAAUUCAAAAGAAAUAAUAAAAGUUAAUAAUAAUAAUCAUAAUGAUAUUAAAUUAAAAAUUGGUAUUAAUAAUGAAUCAAUAAAAAGAAGAUCAAAAUUAUUAAAAAAACAAAUUAUAGAUGAUACAGAUUUACCAGUUUCAGAAAAUUAUAUAAAUCAAAUUUUACAAUGUAAUAAUAAAAUUGUUAAACUUGGAUAUAAAUCGAAUUGGUUAAAUUCAAUUUCAAUUUCACUUUUAUUUGAUGAUACAGAUAAAGUUUCAUCAGCAUCCUCAUCUUUUUCACCAUUGUCUAGAAUUGAAAUUAUUGAAAAUAUUACAAAAUGUAUAGUUUUGAAACCAUUUGUUGAAAAGAUUGAUAUUGUUUCAAAAUUAAAAAAAGUUAAAGAAUCAGAGACAGUUACACCAACACCACCAUUGGAGAGUACUUCAGUUAAUGAAACAUUUUAUGGUAAAUCAGCAGAUGGUAUUAAACAGAUAUCAAUGGAUAAAUUGAUAGAGAUGGGAUUGGAUGGUAGUGGGGUUGUAAUAUUAAUAAUUGAUGAUGGAUUCUAUAAGGAUCAUCAGUGUUUUAAAAAAUUAAGGAUUCUUGGUGAACUAAAUUUGGAUCAACAAUCUCCCCAUAUGAAUGAUACACAAGAUAGACCAAUGAUGGAGGAAGACCAUGAUCAUGGUACUGCAACACUAUCAGUUUUAUCAUGCGAUAUGCCAGGUGUGAUGAUUGGUGGAGCACGUAAUGCAUCCUAUCUAUUGGCAAGAAUAACGAUAUUCGAUGAAAUCGAUAGUUACAUUGAAGAGGACCAAUGGGUAGUAGCAUUGGAAUGGGGUGAAAAAAUGGGUGCUGAUUUAGUUUCAUCAUCUCUUAGUUAUUUAUUAUCUUUCAAUUACAGCUUUGCCGGAUUGGAUGGUAAAACCUCUCACACAACAAUUGCAACCAAUUUGGCAAGUUCCAAAGGUGUACUUAUUGUAAAUAGUAUGGGUAAUAAUGAUUUUAGUAUAUAUGGUGCACCAAAUGAUGGUGAAAAUGUCAUAUCGGUAGGUGCUGUAGAUAGAAGGGGUAAUAUGGCAUACUUUUCAUCUAUUGGUCCAACUGCAGAUGGUAGAAUCAAACCUGAUACCCUAGCAUUGGGAAUUGAUAUCUAUGUAGCAUCCAUUAGUGGUCCUUCAAAUUUCACUCGUAUGAGCGGAACAUCAUUCUCUUGUCCAUUGGUCGCUUCUGCAAUUGCAUUACUAAUGCAAGCUAAACCCAAUUGGACUUCAACACAACUUCACGAGGCAGUUAUUGAUUCUUGCGAAUGGUCAAUUUAUCCACAUUAUUACAUGGGUUGGGGUAUUUUUAAUGUAUCGAAAGCAUUAUCAUAUAAACCAAUUCCAAUGAAUAAUACUUGUUUUAAUAAUUGUAAUUCAAGUGGUUUAUGUUGUAAAAUUUCAAAUAACAAUUUUAAUAAUAAUAAUAAUAGUUUAUCCACACAUUCAACAUCCUCAUCAUCAAUAUCUCAACAAAAUUAUUUUAAUUCAUGUAAUUGUGCAAAUGCAUAUUAUGGUAGAUAUUGUCAAUAUAAAAGGAUAGAAUGUGGUUAUCGUUGUAAAUAUGAUUUUCUAGGUGAAACAAAAUGUCAAAAAAAUAAUUUUAAUGAUAAAAUUUCAUUUAGGUGUAUAAAAUCAUCACAAUAUAAUAAUUCAAUUGUAAAUUUUGACCCAUAUAAAAUUCCAACCACUUGUAAAAUUAUUGGUGAUACUCGUCCUAAUCAAAAUAAAUUUAUUAAUGACGAUAAUGAUAAUGAUGAUAAUAAUAAUUCUUCAAAUAAUAACAAUAAUAAUAAUUUCAAUUUAUUUAAUAAUUAUUUAUUUAAAUUAUUUAUUUUAAUUUUAAUUUUAAUUUAA